CGAUAAACUAUUACAAGCCCCUGCUGAUAUUCUACCUAAUUUCAAAAACUACAUUGUAGUCCCUAAAGUCUCUAAUUCCUUCAAUCGAGUCCAGGGGCAUGACAACUGCCUGCCGAUAUAUAAAGUCCAACACGAGAAACCCUAAUCAGAAGGGUUAAUUGAAUAGGCCAUUUUUCUCUAGCCGCAGCGGCACCGUAGCAAAGCGCCUCCCUUUCACAAUGAAGUUCAACAUCGCUAAUCCGACCACCGGUUGCCAGAAGAAGCUGGAAAUCGACGAUGACCAGAAACUGUACGGUUUUUCGUUUCGCCUUCUUUUCUUUUUCCUUCAUUAUCGAUUUUGUUUCUUUUUAUUUUUCCUCUUUUGUUGUGGUAGCAAUUGGUUGUAGCUUAGGAAUGUUUCCUGUCUCUUUUAUGGUCUGUUUAUUCCAUUUUAUUGGACGUGUUUGGUUAUUGGUCGGAUUCGUGUUGAUACAGUGCGUUUGGAUAUCGGCGGUUUUUGAUAGAUAUACUUCCAAUCUAUGGAUUUAGCUUGCUCUUUCUGGUUCUUUGAAUAAAGUUAAGGUUAAUAUGUAUAAAGGAUGCUUAAGGAUAUCUAUGACUUGAAGAAUGAUAUAGAUUUAGAGGAUUAUGACAGCUCACUCUAAUUUGCUACUGGCUUUGACUGUUGGAAUCAUUUUGUGGGAAAUGUAUGCUUCAGUAAUUUCAUGUGUUUUUGGUCUGUUAUCUUCCGAAGAUCUAUACUUGAACCUGUCGGUUUGGUUGUGGAAUAAAGUGCUCUAGUGUUCUCUUUGCCUGUCUUUUCAGCUUUGUGAGUAACUGAUAUCACUGUAUUCCAUCACAUAUUUUGUCAGCCCUGUAAUUCUGGAAGCUAUUGGUUCUGCUAACGCUUUUAUUUGCUUCCUGUAAAUAUCUGGACUUUUCUCUGAUCUGCAAACUAACUUGACAAGUUGUUCUAAGUUUUUCCUGUAAAUAUCUGGACUUUUCUCUUGAUCUGCCAACUAACUUGACAACUUGUUCAAAUUUCAGCCGUGCUUUCUAUGACAAGAGAAUUUCUCAAGAAGUGAGCGGGGAUGAAUUGGGUGACGUAUGUUUUUGCUUUCAUCUCUUCCUGAAUGAGUAUUCUUGAGUUGAAAUUUUUUUUGUUAACACAAACAUGGAUCCUGUGACAGGAAUUCAAGGGUUAUGUCUUCAAGAUCAUGGGAGGCUGUGAUAAGCAGGGUUUCCCCAUGAAGCAGGGUGUGUUGACUCCUGGACGUGUUCGCCUUCUUCUUCACCGAGGCACGCCUUGUUUCCGUGGCUAUGGAAGGCGCAAUGGAGAGCGUAGAAGGAAGUCUGUUCGUGGUUGUAUUGUUAGCCCCGACCUCUCUGUCCUUAACUUGGUCAUAGUGAAAAAAGGUGAUGCCGAUCUGCCUGGUCUCACUGACAUCGAGAAACCGAGGAUGAGGGGUCCAAAGAGGGCCUCAAAGAUUAGGAAGCUCUUUAACCUUACCAAACAAGAUGAUGUUACGAAGUAUGUUAACACAUACCGCAGGACCUUUACCACCAAAAAUGGUAAGAAAGUCAGCAAGGCCCCUAAGAUUCAGAGGCUUGUCACUCCUUUGACUCUUCAAAGGAAGAGAGCUAGAAUUGCCGAUAAGAAGAAGAGGAUCGCCAAGGCUAAGACUGAAGCUGCUGAGUAUCAGAAGCUUCUUGCCUCCAGGUUGAAGGAGCAACGUGAUAGAAGAAGCGAGAGCUUGGCAAAGAAGAGGUCCAGGAUUUCAGAGGCCAAGAAGUGAAGUUGUCUCAAGUCAUUUUGACAAUGUCCCCUUAUCACCCUAGUUCUUUUAAAGUCUAUGGAUUCUAAAACAUACCAGAAUUUUGCCUUUUAUUAAGAUGUGGAGCUUAUGCAUUACUGUUUAUUACUGCUUUAAGAGAUUUUGGUGACUGAUGAUUCAAUGUCUUCACAUAUCAACUUAUCAAUUUUCUUAAGGGUGAACUACAAUUUACCCCCCGAGUUUUGGCCCGUUAACUAAAUGCCCCUCUAGUUUUGGCGAUAUUACAAUUUUCCCCUUUAACAGGGUGAAAAAGUUGGUCAAUGCCAGAAAAUGACGAAAAGCCCUGAACUUAUACCAGCCAAAAAAUAAAAAAUAAAAAAUGAAAAAGCUUAAUGUGAAAGGCUUCUCCCGUCUUUUAAGCACCAAAACCUAAAUCGGCAUUUGCCUUUUCCUCUCCAUCCACGCAAUUUCAAAUUUGUCAAAUUAUAAAACAUGCAGAUGCAGAAUGUUGGAAUGGGCAGCCAGCCGUGUUCCUUCACGGAUUUCAACCUCAAUCCUUCAAAUUAGGGCUCUCAACGAACUGAGUCAAGUCCAAACAGUUAGGUAUUCGAGCUCGAGUUCGACAAAAAAUAUGAAGCUCGUAUUUGAGUUCGAACUCGGUCGAACAUCUAAAUUGAAGUUUGAGUUUAGGUCGAAAUAAAAACGAAUAGCUCGAG
Molecule: messenger RNA, 2470 nt
Organism: Oldenlandia corymbosa var. corymbosa
Lineage: Eukaryota; Viridiplantae; Streptophyta; Magnoliopsida; Gentianales; Rubiaceae
Source: the annotation of a GenBank genome assembly